AGGACCCAGAGGAGACCUGCAGCAGGGAGCAUGCGUGGCUGGUAAACAUGGCGGACCAAAACAAGACAGACACAGAAGGGAAGUUCUUCAGUGAAAUAUUAAGUCCAUCUGAACUGUUCGCUGCUCGGUCCAGGAGUCACAAGAUCCCUGUCAGAGGACAGAAGGACUUCUUCCCCAAUGACUCAGAGGAGCAAAGACAGCGGCUUGAGCAGAGUCUGAAUGAGCACUGGAGCCUCAUAUCAGAGGAGAGAGUGGAGAAGCUAGGAAACCUAGUGAAGGCCACGUGGAUUCCAAGUGAGCAGAAAGUGGAGCUUCAGUCUCCAGCUGGAAAGUUUUGGCACACGAUGGGCUUUUCUGCCAGCGGCAAGCAGUAUCUCCUCCCUGAAGAGGCUCUCUACCUGAUGGAGUGUGGAAACGUGCAGGUGUUUUACCAGGACCUGCCGCUGUCCAUCCAGGACGGGUAUGAGAAAUUUCUGUCCGCGAGCUCAGUGAGCCUCCAGCAGUAUCAGGUGUUCGGGCAUUUGAAGAGGCUUGGCUAUGUGGUGCACAGAUUCGAUCCCAGUUCGGAGCCAUCGUCCUACGCGAGGCAGCUGAACCUGCCUCAGUCACGUGACAGAGCAGGGAGACAACUAAAGAGGAAGCGCAGCCCCAGCCCCUCCCCCAUCCUCCCAGCAACAUCCAGUCGUACUGUAGUACAAGAAGAAUCCACAGCUGACAGAAUGGAGGAGGAUGAAUCUGAGCCACAACUGAACACGUCUCCGGGGACUUCAGGGACCCAGACUAGCUCUGUUCAGCAAGGUUCAGCAGACAAAAGCGGGGGGGGCAGGAACUGGUGGAUGACUGAUGUUCCCGGGGACCGAUCAGAUCACCAGGCCGCCCCUGGUUCCUCACGCUGGGACUUCAGCUCCAUCGCUUUUCCUGACCUGGGCUCCAAGGAGCGCCUCUCCAGCUCCCUGGUCCCUCCAAACCCCUCUCUGCUCCCUGGGUCUUUGGCUGUGGGAGUGUGUGACGUCGCCCCCUGGAGGCAGAGAAUAAACCUACGGAAGGUGAAGAUGUCCUCAAAGGAGCAGAAGAGGGAAGAGGACAAGCGAAGGCGCCGGUGGGAUGUCGACAGAGAGGUUCGGCAGUGCAAAAACUGGGCAGAGUAUCGGGAGCUCAUGGCGAGGCGGCAGCGGAAGCGUAAAGGCCGACCAGCACACCUGUGGAACAGGGAAGUCACUCCUUUACAUGACCCAAGACAACCAAUCCCCACUGGGAAGCUUUUGGAGAAAAUCAGCGUGAUUAAAUCUACACAUUUGCUCGAGGGAGCGUCCAGUUUACAAGGGUCCGAUGAGUGGAGGAUUUGUUUCAAUGUUUACCAACCUGACACGGUGGCUGACUUCAAGAAGAGCAACCCGGGGAAACCUUACUCCCGCAUGUGUGUGUGCAGCUUCGACGGCCCUGUGCCUGACCUGCGAGCUCUCAAGCUGCUGGCCUUCCAGAGUGGAGACAUCCCAGUGGUCUUUGCUGUGGUGGACCACGGAGACAUCUCCUUCUACACCUUCAAAGACUUCCAGCUGCCCACUGAUGUGCACCCCUAACCUCGCUGCUCUUUAACAUCACUUUAGAUCAAGUACCAACACUUAUCCAGGACUUUAUAAAACUGAAAUGAAGUUAAUCUGCUUCUGGUGGGAAAUGAAAAUAUGGUACAUCCAAACCUUGAUGUUACAGAUGGUAAGUUAGGAAGGGGCUUCCAUCGCUGUAUGCCACUGUGUCCUUUUUGAUACUACCUCUGAGCCGUGCCAAAGUUUUUAAAUUCUAGAGGAUUUAAUGCACCAGUGACAAAAAGUGGUUUCAUCAGGGUCUGGGCUUUGUUUUCACGUUUGACAUAGUGCUGUUAGAGAGAAACUGUAUUUUUCCUUAUUCAAUUUUGGCUGACCAGACUUUUUAUUGUUUAUUUAUUUUCAAAAACAACAAGAUCGAUUGAUUACUUUAUUGCUAGUGGGAAAUAACUCGUUGCUACAACAACAAUGCCACAAAAAGUAUGUUUUUAUUUAAAGAUAAACUCAGUUGUAGCACUCAGUGCUACCACCACAUUUCCCUCCAGCCCCUUAUAAACGCACUUAUGAGUUGAGUUUCAGAACAUCAACGGUGAGUUGGGAGGAAAAUGUUGGAAGUUGAGUGCACUACAAUUCGCAUUCUAAGUUAGAAGUUAAGAAUAAUUUGUGAAACUACUAUUCACAAGAUUAAGAAAUUUGAAGUGAAAAUAAAACAUUUCCAACGAGACUUACUAUGUUUAUUGUACAGUUGGUUACAUCAUCUCACCCCAUGGUCUAUUAGUAGGUGUUCUGGAGCUCUCUAUCUGUCCACAGCAGAUGAAGUUUGCCCGAUGGUCAUGGAAUUGUAUAUUUUAAAACGUCUCUUACCACUACUUUGUGAUUAUGUUGGUUUCGGGCUAAAGUCACACUAUGGAAAAUGUUUUCUCUUUGACUGUUGCAUGCAAACACAGAGUACUGGGUAUUUAACAUAUUGACAUGGACAGCUGAGAUAUUGAUGUAACUGUUAACUUCUUUUUAUGUGCAGGUUUUGUUUUAAUUUUCUAAUUAAAAAACCUGGAAUCAUU
Messenger RNA from Micropterus salmoides (largemouth bass), 2602 nucleotides. RefSeq names its product TSEN54 tRNA splicing endonuclease subunit (gene tsen54). The record is from RefSeq and is a predicted model, not a curated record. The transcript is spliced from 12 exons. Gene Ontology annotation, cellular component: tRNA-intron endonuclease complex. NCBI's taxonomy places the organism in Eukaryota, Metazoa, Chordata, Actinopteri, Centrarchiformes, Centrarchidae. The coding region runs from base 48 to 1580 and encodes 510 amino acids. Gene Ontology annotation, biological process: tRNA-type intron splice site recognition and cleavage.